UGGUGUAAAUUUCCGACUCCUAGCUGAUCACGGUCGUGAGCUAUUAAUUAUUAUUAAUGGCAUUUUCAUUAAUUAACUCAUAUCUCCGUCAAAAAGGCGCAUGGGCCCAAACUAACUUGGGGUUUUUCACUAUUGACUAUUCCCUACAUGAUGAAAAUAGUCUGAGUCGAAAAGCUUUUAAUCACCUCGAGAGGUUCCCUCGUUAGUUAUUUACAGAUGUAACUUUUAGUUUUGACAGAUAGAAGGUUAAUAGAGAGUAUUUAGAAUUCCUGAUACAUGAAACUUUUACCGUUUGACAUAGAAGAAAUAAUUUAACAAAAGUGUAAGAUUUAAUAGAAACGAAAAAAUCGGAAAAGACACUCAUCCAAAUUAGAUUCCUCUGAAGAAUGCCAAGAGGUUCUGAGUUUCUUCUUCUUAAAGUAGAUCUUGAUUGAAAACGAGUAUUCAAGUUCGUGUAUAUUUUACAUGAACUCAUGGGAAGUAAGAAUUGCAAAGUUUAAUCUUCCCAUCCGAGACUCAUUAAUUCUACAAAACACAUUUCUCUUUUCAAAGCGUUUAUUUGCAAUUGGAAGUGGUGAAUUAGGUGAAAGACCACGUUUUGCUUGGCAGACUGGACAUGGAACUCAUAUAGCUGCUGUUGGUACUCUAGAUAUUAUCACGAUCCGUAAUAGACAAGGUGAAGAAAUAGCUCAAAUACCAUUAAAAGGCCCCUGUUUGUGUAUGGUAUGGGACAAGGAUGGUGAUACCCUUGCUGCUGUGAGUGAAAAAUCAAAUUUUGUUUAUUUAUGGGAUUCAAAUAGUCUGAAAACGAGUGUAUUCGAUACAACAUUGAAGGAUAACAUUACUGUUAUCGCUUGGUCAAAAGCAGCUCCCAUUUUGGCAAUAGGUUCAGUUCGUGGCAAUGUCGUUAUUUACGACCAAUCAACAACAAAAAAAUUACCGUUACUGGGUCAACAUUCUCGUCGUAUAACCACAAUGUCUUGGAGUAGAGAUAAUCUUUUGGCAAUUGGUGCUGAAGAUAAUCGUAUAUCUGUAAUGACAGUAACUGGUGAGACAAUUCAACGAUGCGAAACAAGUGAUGUACCAAAAGAAUUAAAAUUUUCGGAAAUGAAAAGAGAGCAGCGUGGAACAUAUGAAGAAAGCACGGUUAGUUUAAUUAUUGGUAAAAAAUCUCUUGGUCUUUGGACUGUAGGUGAUGAUGGACAAUUAUUCACAUUGAAUUUUCAAGACAAAUAUGCUGAUAUCGUGGCAUAUCAAUGGUUUGGCGAUGGUUAUAUAAUGAUAGGUUUUAGUGCUGGAUAUUUUAUUGUUAUAUCAACUUACCAUAAAGAAAUUGGUCAGGAAUUACACAAAACUCGUGAUCAUAAAAAUUAUUUAUCGAGUAUUGCGCUAUCAACAUCUCUAAACAAAGCUGCAACUUGUGGUAACGGUGGAGUUAAAAUUCAUGAAUUAUCUGAUCAAUAUGUAAUCGAUUCCAUUAUAAAUAUUGAAGAGGGUAAUGAAAAUCUAACUGGAAUUGGUUGGAAUACUGAUGGUCAAUUAUUAGCUGUUGCCAAAGCAAAUGGGUCAAUAUACAUUUAUUUGACAAAAUUAUCCAUGUUAGCAAGUGUAUGGCAACAAAAAAUUGCAUAUAUGGCAUCGUUAUGUGAAGUAUCGAUCUAUGAUCAUCAGACAAAAACAAAAAUCGAUAAUGUUAAUUUAACAACGGAAAUUGAACCGAGUGUAUUAGCAAUGAGUGAUGUUUAUAUAGCAGUUGGAUUUAAUAAUCGAGCGUUAUAUUACAGAAUUCAAAGUGUUGAAGAAGUGAUCAAAGCAUCAGAACACGAUUAUUUAAGUACAAUAUCAGAACUUCAAAUUAAUUCACAAUAUGCUGCUGCAUAUAUGAAUGGUCAAAUACAAUUACAUACGAUUGAAGAAUCUGAUCGAGUUGAAGAACGUGAAUCGAUUAUGUUUCCGUUGGCUGAUUCGGGUGAUGGAAAAAUUGUUUGCUAUAGUUUAACAAAAGAUUUUCUCAUUUAUGCCACGGAUAAAGGUAUAUUGAACUUUUUCCUAAUUGAAGAAUGGAAAAUGGUUAACAAAUAUAAACAUACAUCAAGUAUUCAUAAAAUAUAUCCUGAAAAUUUUGGUACAAGCGUCGCUUUCAUCGAUCAGAAGAAUGAUGGUUAUUUAUAUAAUGUUGUUAGUAUUUUUUUUGACAAUGUUAUUCGAAUACCCAAUUUAUCAUUGACAAUAAAAUCUAUAUUAUGGGAAACAAAUGCUGAUAAUGAGUGGAUUUUUGUCACUUGUGAUUCUGAUAUGAUCACAACAUAUUCUGUUUAUCGUGAUUCCUUGAAAGGUCCUCAAAUAAUGUUUGUUGGCUCUUCUCGUUUUCCAUUUGGAUCUGUACCAUUAUUAUUAAAUGCCGGUUUAUUGUUGUUAUUGGAUUCGAGUGGAAAAAUAGUACCAAUGAAAUUGGAUACAUAUGGAUUUUUAAAUGAUGGAGAACAAGAAUAUACAUUAGAAGAUGCAACAGAUAGAUUAUCAAAAGCAAUAUUAAUGAAGCGAUAUGAUGAUGCUCUUUUUUGGGCAAAACAAAUCAAUGAUAGUAGUGAAUGGAAUAAAUUUGCAACAGCAUUACUCUAUUCUCUGAAUAUUGAUUAUGCUAUUAAAGUAUUUCGAGAAAUUGGUCAUUCAGGCAUGGUCAUGUCAUUAGAAGAAAUUAAACAUGUUGAAGAUAAAUCAUUGGUAUCCGCUCAUUUUGCUACGUUAUUUGGCGAAUAUGAUUUGGCUCAAGAAUUAUUUUUAAAUUCUGGAAAUCCAUUAGAAGCUUUACACAUGAGACGUGAUUGUAUGCAAUUUGAAGCAGCAAUGACAUUAGCUAAAGCAUAUGAUACCGCACAAAUUCCAUAUAUAUCAGCAUCACAUGCCGAACAGCUUGAAUUUACGGGAGACUCGGCAAGUGCAGUGAAGUACUACGAGCAAGGUAUAACGAAGAAAGAAAGUGAUCAACAACAUGAUCAACGAUGUUUUGCCGGUUUAGCAAGAUGUUACAUCAGAGUGGGAGAAUUGAAAAAAGGUGUCACAAUUGCAUUACGUUUACCUGGAAAAGAAAUUAAAGAAGAAUGUGCCAAACUUCUUGAAACGCUAAAGCAAUGGACUGAAGCUGGUGAACUUUUUGAAAAAGCAGAAUGUUGGGAUAGUGCUGCUAUUUCUUAUAUUAAAACAAAAAACUGGGCAAAAGUUGGUGAUAUUUUACAAAAUGUAACUACACCAAAAAUUCAUUCAAUGUACGCUAAAGCAAGAGAAAGUGAAGGAAGAUAUCGUGAAGCAUUUGCAGCGUAUAUGAAAGCGAACGAAUGGGAAAAUGCAAUAAGAAUCCAGCUAAACCAACUGAAAUCUCCAGAACAAGCAGUCAAAAUUGUUCGUGAAACACAAAGUGUUGAAGGUGCCAAAAUGGUGGCAAGAUUUUUUGAAUCAAUAAACGAUUAUAGUUUAGCAAUACAAUUUCUUGUGUUAUCAAAAUGUUAUAAUGAAGCAUUUUUAAUGGCACAACAACGGGGUUUCAUGGAAUUAUAUGCACAAGUGAUAGAAAGUGUUCUAAAAGAUGGUCGAGAAAUACCAUUUGAAGAUCUUGAGAGUACAGCGAUCUUUUUUCAAAAUCAAAACAAUCAUCUAUUAGCAGGAAAAUUUUUUAUGUUUGCUCAAGAUUAUAAUCGAGCUUUAACACAUUUAAUGCGUUGUGCCGGAUCAAAUGAAGCGAAAGGAAUUGAUUUAGCUAUUACUUGUGUUGGAAAAGCGCGUAGUCAACAACUAACACAAAAAUUACUCGAUUUUCUACUUGGAGAAAAAGAUCAAAUACCAAAAGAAGCAAAGUAUUUGUUUCGAUUCUAUCUCAGUUUGGGCCAGUAUAUAGAAGCAUCAAAAACGGCUAUUAUAAUCGCACAACAAGAUCAAGAAGCCGGAAAUUAUCGGAGUGCUCGUGAUGUUUUGUUUACAAUGCAUCAAGAAUUAAAAAGUCAGCAGACAGCUAUACCGUUUGAAAUGUCGAAUAGUCUUAUGUUAUUACACAGUUAUAUUCUUGUUAAAGUUCAAAUCAAACUCAAUGAUCAUGUAAGAGCAGCAAGAUUAUUAAAUCGUGUUGCACACAAUGUUAGUAAAUUUCCAUCACAUGUUGUCCAAAUUUUAACAACAACAGUUGUUGAAUGUCAAAAAGCUGGUAUGCAUAAUUCUGCACUUAAUUUUUCAAUGAUAUUAAUGCAGCCUGAAUAUCGUGAACAAAUCGAUCCAAAAUAUAAGAAGAAAAUUGAAGCUCUUGUUCGAAAACCAGAAAAAACUGAAAGUGAUGAAGAUUAUUCAUUGUGUCCGAAUUGUAAUCAACGUGUUCCCGAUUACGAAUUACUCUGUUCGAGUUGUCAGUUAGCAUUACCCUAUUGUAUAGUAACUGGUGCACAUAUUAUCCGUGAUGAUCUAUGUUCUUGUCCGAGUUGUGAUUUUCCCGCAAUAUAUUCAGAAUUUUUAAAAUAUUUGUCAAUGGAUGACAGUUGUCCAAUGUGCUCGAAUAAAAUAAAUCCAUCCAAUCUUAUUAAAAUGGACAAUGCUGAACAUUUCCUAAAUCAAGCAGCAAACUUAUGA
Molecule: messenger RNA, 4611 nt
Organism: Didymodactylos carnosus
Lineage: Eukaryota; Metazoa; Rotifera; Eurotatoria; Philodinida; Philodinidae
Source: the annotation of a GenBank genome assembly